UAAUCGCUUCCUUUUUCCGUCGUCAUUUCUUCAAGUUGAUUUCUCGCCCUCAUUUGUUUAUUUCAGAAAGCAACCCCAUUUUUCCUCGUUCUUCAUUCCCGUCUUUAGAUCGAAACGAAGACUUCUUUUCUUCGGCGGAACUACUCAAAUGGCUUCCAAGCGGAUCUUGAAGGAGCUCAAAGACCUCCAGAAAGACCCUCCUACCUCUUGCAGUGCUGGCCCUGUGGCAGAGGAUAUGUUUCACUGGCAAGCAACGAUAAUGGGCCCCCCUGAUAGCCCGUAUGCUGGGGGUGUUUUUCUAGUCACCAUUCAUUUUCCUCCUGAUUACCCAUUCAAGCCACCUAAGGUUGCUUUCAGAACCAAAGUUUUCCACCCAAAUAUCAACAGCAAUGGCAGUAUUUGUCUUGAUAUCUUAAAGGAGCAGUGGAGCCCUGCUUUGACUAUAUCUAAGGUCUUGCUUUCGAUUUGCUCCCUCUUGACGGAUCCAAACCCAGAUGAUCCUUUGGUGCCAGAAAUUGCUCACAUGUACAAGACAGACAGGGCCAAGUAUGAGACCACUGCCAGGAGCUGGACUCAGAAGUAUGCCAUGGGCUAACAUAUUGGAAGGCGUGAGAGGGCUUUUUCCUUCCAUUUGUUGUUAAAAAGUGUAAUAAUUGUAUAAUCCAACGAUCUAUCUUCUGCUUUCUGCUUUAGACAAUUUGAGGAUAGGUUCUUAGAAUUUGCCUUAGCUGUGAAAGCCUCACAAGCUUUACUUCGUCCGUAUGAAAUUUCGUCUGUGGUGCUGUGAAAUUUCUGUAGCUGAUUGUAGUCUCUCUGUCAUAUAAACAGCUGUAGUCCUUAAUGGCCAAAAUCCCACCCGUACUGCCUUGUCUAUUUGCUGUUA
Messenger RNA from Neltuma alba, 883 nucleotides. Its product is annotated as ubiquitin-conjugating enzyme E2-17 kDa. The transcript is spliced from 4 exons. NCBI's taxonomy places the organism in Eukaryota, Viridiplantae, Streptophyta, Magnoliopsida, Fabales, Fabaceae. The coding region runs from base 149 to 595 and encodes 148 amino acids. The record is from RefSeq and is a predicted model, not a curated record.